Molecule: messenger RNA, 2185 nt
Organism: Pistacia vera
Lineage: Eukaryota; Viridiplantae; Streptophyta; Magnoliopsida; Sapindales; Anacardiaceae
Product: pentatricopeptide repeat-containing protein At3g53170
Exons: 5
Coding region: 45-1466 (473 amino acids)
Molecular function (GO): mRNA binding; protein binding
Source: RefSeq, a predicted model, not a curated record
CUAUCACCCGGCACUUUAGGGAAAACUCUCUUAUCCCCACUAUCAUGCGCCUCUCCCCUUCGAUCACCGCAUCACCCACCAUCACCCCCACCACCUACUCACCCACUUUCCACAAAGAACGGCUUUUCACUAUUCAUUUUUCAAAACGGAACCCUGGCCCCGUCCAACAGACAGGGAUACAGAAAGAGGCGAAGAAGGACUUGUCUAAGAUAUUAAGAACUGAAUUUGCCAUUAAAAACAUUGAGAACAAAGUCAACUCCAAGAAGUACAACAAUUUGUGGCCUAAAGCUGUUUUAGAAGCUCUUGAUGAGGCCAUAAGAGAUAAAAAAUGGGAACUUGCUCUCAAGAUUUUUGGACUUCUUCGCAAGCAGCAUUGGUAUCAGCCAAGAUGCCAAACAUAUACAAAGCUGUUAAUGAUGCUUGGCAAGUGUAAACAACCCAAGGAAGCUAGUUUGUUGUUUGAGGUCAUGCUGUCUGAGGGCCUCAAACCAACUAUUGAUGUUUAUACUGCUCUUGUGAGUGCUUAUGGCCAAAGUGGUCUCAUUGAUGAGGCAUUUUCUACUGUUGAUGAUAUGAAGUCAGUCUCUGACUGCAAACCUGAUGUAUAUACUUAUUCUAUUCUUCUUAACUGUUGCUCUAGAUUUCAUCAAUUUGAUCUCAUUGAAAAAGUUCUUGCCGAGAUGUCUUACUUGGGAAUUGAAUGUAGCAUAGUCACUUACAAUACAAUUAUUGAUGGAUACGGUAAAGCUAAAAUGUUUGAAGAAAUGGAGAGCUCAUUGACUCAAAUGGUUGAAAGCGGCAGUUGUCUCCCGGAUGUUUUCACGUUCAAUUCUGUGAUCUCUGCUUAUGGGAAUAGUGGGCAGAUUGAGAAAAUGGAGAAAUGGUAUGAUGAAUUUCAGCUUAUGGGAGUAAAGGCUGACAUUAAAACGUUUAAUAUCCUAAUUAAAUCAUAUGGAAAAGCAGGCAUGUAUGAGAAAAUGAAGACUGUUAUGGAUUUCAUGCAGAAAAGGUUCUUCCACCCUACAGUUGUUACUUAUAAUACCAUUAUUGAAAUAUUCGGGAAGGCUGGCGAUGUUGAGAAGAUGGAUGAAUAUUUCAGGAAAAUGAAGCAUCUAGGCAUGAAGCCUAAUUCUAUUACUUAUUGCUCUCUUGUUAGUGCUUAUGGUAAAGCUGGGCUCAUAAUGAAAGUUGAUUCAAUUUUGAGGCAGGUAGAGAAUUCUGACGUGAUUUUGGAUACUCCUUUCUUCAAUUGCAUCAUCAGUGCCUAUGGCCAGGCUGGUGACGUAGAAAAGAUGGGCGAGUUGUUUUUGGCAAUGAAAGAGGGGCAUUGCACACCUGACACCAUCACCAUUGCUAGUAUGAUCCAAGCGUACACUGCCCAAGGCAUGACUGAGGCUGCUCAAGAGUUGGAAAAUAAGAUGAUUAGUAUGAAGGACAAUUCAGGUACAAAGUUGAUCGGAUGCUAAUUUGAUCGUUAUAGAAGAAGAGCAAACUUCAUAAUUGGACAAAUGAAACAUCCAGAAUGGUCAGAACCAAGGAAGGUAUUUUGCUGGCUUAUGUCCACUCUCAGAGAUUUAUGUGCUCCCUUUUAACCUCUUUUAAUUGAAGAAGCUGACAGCUUUGAGAGGCCCGAUUUAUAUUUGAACUAAGCUCAUGAAACAUCACCAAGAGCUCAAAAAGACAGCACCUGUUAUACUACGCCCGGAUAUGGAAUAAUGGAAGAACACCAGUAUUCUCUUAUGGUAGAAUCCAAUUCUGGAAUUUGCCUCUGUGCACAAGCAUCAGACUUUUUCACUGGCAAUUGUGUUAAAUCUUGGUCCCAAAUAAUUUGAAAAAGAGAGGAAAAGGAUUGGCAUAUGUAGGUUGCGUACCGCGUAUAGAGUGAUUGUAUAAAAUGAUUUUAUUCGUAAAUGGGAAUAUUUUGUACUAAAGCUUUAUGUAACGAGUUCAGCAAAUGAAGUUAUUUGGUGUAUAUAUUUUUUUAGGUAAUACCACACUUACAAUUCAAUCUCACAAACUAUCUUUUACAAUCCCGACGUAGCAGUUCACAAUUGGUCAACUUGUAAAUAUGUCUUAUCUAUUCGUUGUGGGUCCUGCUUACUUGUUAUGGGUCUAGUCUGUCUAAUUGCAAGCUAUCACGUUGGAGUUGUGAGAAAAAGUUUGUAAGAUUGAGUUAUGAGCCAAU